Solanum verrucosum is the source of this 558-nucleotide messenger RNA. Its product is annotated as pectinesterase inhibitor-like. The transcript has a single exon. The record is from RefSeq and is a predicted model, not a curated record. The coding region runs from base 1 to 558 and encodes 185 amino acids. Gene Ontology annotation, biological process: negative regulation of catalytic activity. Gene Ontology annotation, molecular function: pectinesterase inhibitor activity. Lineage: Eukaryota; Viridiplantae; Streptophyta; Magnoliopsida; Solanales; Solanaceae.
AUGACAACAUCAUCAUCUUCUUCUUCCUUUGUCUUAACACUAGUCUUAUGUCUAAUCAUUGCUUCCUUAAUGAUACCAAGUAAAAGUAACCCCUUGACCAAAGUGUGCAUCAAAUCCAAGAAUCCUAGAUUUUGCUUGCAAGUUUUUGGCCUAAAUCCUCAUAGGAGUCCUUAUGAGUUAACACAAGAGGCCAUCAACUUAGCAUUGAGAAACGCGUCUGAGACAGCCAGUAAGAUUGCUAUCUUUUUAGAUGAGACAAACGAUAAUAACUUGAAAGUGAUAUAUAAUUAUUGUUUGGAUUAUUACCAUUAUGCAAUUAAUUCUCUAAGAGGCGCGGAGGAGAAUUUUCUGAAGGAUGGCUUAGUAUAUAAUCGCGUGUAUGUUGCUGGAAACUUUGCCCAGAAAGCUAAUUUUUAUUGUGAAAAUGAGUUUCAGAGAAUAAUAGGUUAUGCUUAUGCCUCUACUCUUACAAAGGACAAUGAGAGGAUGGGGAUUUUUGGUAGUAUUAUUGUGGCUGCGGCAGAUCUUCUAUCUAAUUCAACAUCAGUAGAAAAAUAG